Molecule: messenger RNA, 3103 nt
Organism: Oryza sativa Japonica Group (Japanese rice)
Lineage: Eukaryota; Viridiplantae; Streptophyta; Magnoliopsida; Poales; Poaceae
Source: RefSeq, a predicted model, not a curated record
UGUUACAUCGGCCAUGUUCCCAUGUUCUUGCUGUUUCCGCAAAAGGGGGUGUUGAUGGAAACAUUUUUGUUUCUCCCUACUUUAGAAAGGAAUCAUGGGAGGCAACUUAGCGUGGUGAAUUGCGUGGUUGGCGUGCCAUGUGCGAUUUCACUCGUCCUCCUCCAGGGCAAGCCAAUUGGGUUCCUGACUCAAAUUUAUUAGUUGAUACUAAGGGUCGUCGCCAGUCGCGCAGGAUCAAGAACCUUAUGGAUGAAGCUGAAGUGAAAGAUCGUUCUCGUCGUAAGAAAGCUUGUAUUCUUUGCGGGGAGAACCAUUCCCGUAAAGAUUGCAGCAUGUACAAUGUAGGGCAAGAUGCCACAGGCGCUGAUGUUCGUCGCGUUCCAAAGGGGAAGUCGAAGAAGAAAAAUAAUCCUUAGUUCGCUAUUAUCCUUGGUGGACUCCCUACUUUGAAGAUCGUUAUCGUUCAAUUUAUGUUUAGUGCGUCUGUAAUUUUAAUUUGAACUUUCUUGCACUUUUAUUACCCGAAUCUAUUUGUAAUGGCCUUGUAAUUUUCAUUUUGAACUGCACUGCACUUUUAAUAUCGUCAUGUAUUUGUAUUGGAAUUGUAAUUUAAAUUUCGAACUGCACUGCACUUGUAAUAUCAUAAUAUAUGUGUCGUGGGCUUGUAAUUUUAAAUUGAAAUGUACUGAACUAUUCUUAUCUGUAUCUAUGUGUGCUGGUACUGUAAUUUUAAAUUGAAAUGGCAUGCAAAUUUGUUACUUGAAUUAUGUUGCAUACAUUUACUGUACUGUUACCACACGUGCAUUUACUAAUGUAGUUUUCGAUCUGCAGGUAUGGCUGAUCAAUAUGAUGGGCAGCUGAUAGACAAGGAGAUCGAUAGGAACCAUCGAUCGCGACGUCUUAGUACAGGAACUUUCUGCAAUGUGCUAAAGAUGCGAGGACCGGAUCAAUAUUGGCGUAUUGAUCCUCCUCGUUGGGUUCCAAGGUGUGUGAAAAUAUAUUGUUUUUACUAAUACAAGGUGUUUAUAUUUUCAUGUAUUAAUAACUUGCGCUCUGUCAUGUUGUAGGCUGAGAGCAGCUGGGUUGUUGACGUUUGCACGGUUGGUCGAGCCUUCACGUGCAAGGUCCGAACGAAUCCACAUUGACGCGGCGCUUCUGAGUGCUCUUGUGGAUAGAUGGAGGCCUGAGACCCACACUUUCCACCUCACAGUUGGAGAGAUGGUGCCCACUCUGCAGGAUGUGUCUUAUUUGUUGGGGCUGCCGAUAGCUGGGCCAGCAGUUGGCCCAACAAUGGUGAAUGCUGGAUGGGCGGAUGACCUUCUGGCCAGUUUUGGUGGUGUGCUACCUGUUGCACUGGAGGAUCUCACAGAUGGGCACGGGCCUACGAAAAGUUGGUUGAAUCAGUUUCGAUAGGAUGUCUUCCCUGAUGACCAGGAGGAGUGGAUCGUGCAGCGGCACUUAGUCGCUUACCUGUUGUGGUUGUUUGGAUGGGUGAUGUUCACGGGAACUCACGCUGACUCCGUGGACAAGCACUUCAUCCACUUUGCGGAGCAGAUUGCAGAGUUACCUAUCGCGGAGAUUCCACAGUACAGUUGGGGGUCGGCGGUACUUGCGGCGACAUAUGCCGGACUGUGUGAUGCUUGCGUGAGGAACAGCAAGCAAAGUUCACUCCCUGGAUGCCCAUUGCUACUUAUGUUGUGGGCGCACGAGCGCUUUGACAUUGGGAGGCCUCAGCUUGACUCGUACGCAAACUACGGUUUGCAAGAGAUGUACAGGUCUGGUGUUGAUGACAUCGACGAUCGUCCCACUAUGGGAUCCUUGUGGACACACCGUGAGCCGCAGUGGGUUAGCGGGACGACACGUCGUGUCUACACUCAGUUUGUAGCUGACUUUGAUCAGCUUACGCCUGACCGUGUUCGGUGGACUCCCUACACUCAGCACGAUGUCAAUGAUCGUGCACCGCACGGUCUCGCGGAUCUUUGCACGCGAGAUAUGCAACUCUGGAUGACGACUUGUCACCUCGUGGUGGACGUGCACGUCGAGCCACACAAUGUCCACAGGGUUCUCAAACAGUUGGGCAUGUAUCAGGACUUCCCUCCGAGAGAUGGUCGUCCUUUGGCUGAUAGUCUUCAUAGGUACUCCAGAAAGGGGCUCGGGCUUUCCUACGAGCUAGUUAUUGUGACCACGGUUCAGCCGACGGUACAAGAGUGGGAGCACGCAGCUAAUAACUUGGCACUUCAGACACCUCCAGACGAUGGGAGUUAUUAUGGAGCUUACCUUCGUUGGUACCGCAGUGUUACACAAUGGAGGUGUUUUCCUCCACAAGGAGAUAGCACCAUCCCCCACCAGGCAGCGAUUACUGACACGUUUGCCCCUCAGCCUAGAUCAGCUUACAACUCAAUGGCGGAAUUUGUUGAGCACGUUCACGUGGAGUCCGACACCCUGCUGCAAAGACUAGAGGCGAGACCUCCAGUCGUCAGGCCUGACGACGUGGCGAGCAUCCUUCGCAACUUCCGUGCACGUGCUGCCGCACUACUACGUCGUGUCUCCUGUCGGAGCGCGGCAGAUGUGGUGCAGACAUCGGGCCGACGGCCAUCACCACCACUACCCCGACGUUCCAGCGUGGAUCGGAGUGGUCCAUCCUCUUCACGUCGCGGGUACGAAGCGGCCCACACAUCUCACGGUCGUCCUUCCUUUCAGCACACCCCAGCACCGGAGUACACCAGGGGGUCAGCCGGAUCAGGGGUACCCACGUCGAGCACGGCACCACCACGUCCGCAGGUAUUCCAAACUCCGCCUUAUGUUCACCUCUCGCAGGGAGCAUCUGGGUCGGCACACUUCCCUUACAUGCCAACGGGGGACAACGUGUUGAACACACAAGCAUGGGGACUUCAUAUCACUCCGCGUGCGCCAGAGCAAGGCCACACACAGCACACAUGUAAGUCAUUUUAAACAAUAACACGCUUUAGUUUCUAAUUAUAUGUAUCAUUACUAACUACGCCAUAUUUUUUGGUUUCUCCCUCUUGUGCAAACAGACGAUGAGUACGGUUCGGCGUCGACGCAUCACGGAAUGCCUGCUUACUCCCCUCGCACAGCAUUCAUU